UUGAAGCGGAAAUGAACUGAGGCUAAGCAUUGGAGAGCAUCAAAAUAUUGAAAUCCUUUCGUUUUCAAAUCGUACAGUAACCGUGCAAUAUAAGAACACAUAUCAGAUAUUCAGUUACACAGACUACCGAUUUCGUUAACGAUUGGGUACUUAAAUUGCGUCGAUCAAGAUGGAGCAGGACACCAGCCCAGAGUCUGUGGCCUCACCUCCUCCAGGUGCCGCCGCUAAGUCAAAGUUGGAUACAUUGUCCAAAGAUGACCUCAUCAAGUUUGCCAAGAAGCAGAUGGCUGCCAUACAGAAGAUGAAGUCCAAAUGUGCAGAUUUGGAAAAGGAGGUCGAUAACCUAAAAUCUCAGCCAAAAGGCAAUUCAGGUGACUCCAUCAUACAGGAGCUGACCGAGAGGAUGAGUGCCUUGCUGCUGGAAAAGGCUGAGACCCAGCAGAGUGCGGUGUUGCUGCGGAAGGAGAAUGAGAAGGUCAAGCAGCGGGAACAGGAUGCAGUAGGGAAACUGGCCACCCUGCUGGGAGAGUUGGACCAGACCAAGGAAGACCACCAGAAGAAAAUUGCAGCCUUGGAGAAGAGCCUAGACUCAUCCCAAGCCAAACACAAAGAAGAAGUCGAAUUCUUCCAGAGGCUUCUGAGGAAGAAAGAAGAGAAUGACAGAGAGAAAGAGAGCGAAAGAGAGCAAGAAAAGCAGAGAGAAAAGGAACACUCAAACGAGAGUGUAGAAGCCAUUAGCCGCAGCCUGGAGUCACAGAUCCUGAGUCUGCAGACGGAGCUAGCUGCAGCCUUGGAGCGAAGCGCCCAGGUGGCUUCAGCGAUGCAAGAAGACCACCAGAGGGCGCUGACAGAGGUUAGUUCAAAGGCCCAGCAGGAAGUAGAGAACCUGAGAGAGGAGUUGGCUCAGCAUAGUGUGCAACAUGAAGAGGAGCUGAGAGCUCUGGAAGAGGACUUUGAGAUGGAGAGAGAGAGACUGCUACUCCUCCAAGAGGAGCUCAGUGAGCAGCUGGCUCUCAAAGACAGCUUCCUGCAGGAUGUGCAGGAAGAAGAGGAGGAGCCUAGCGGCCGCAGCUCAGGGAUAGCCAGGAUGUUGGAGCUGUCUGGUGUAAGUCAGAUUAAUGCCAGUGAUGGAGAGACAGAGAGCGGACAGCUACGAUCCGCCCUGGAGGACCAGCAAUCCCAGAAUACCAUGCUGCAAGACGAGCUGACCUUCCUGGGCAAUGUGAAGACUGAACUGGAGGCGGAGCUUGAGAGGGUGAGGGAGGAGUUUCAGACAGAGAAGGAGGAACUACAGUUUAAAAUCGAAGAGUUGCUGAUGACCCGGGAGGUUGCGACCCCUAACCGUGACCUUCAGGAGGCUCAAGCUUUCACUCAGCUCCAGCAGAGCGGCCCUCAGAGAGAUUCAGUGGACGGCCUACCUGCCAGCCCUGCUAGCCCCUCCAGCCCCAGACAGAGCCUGUCCAGCCCUGUCCCUGGUGCAGCCCACCAGAGCCUGACCCUGCAAGAAAAGCAGGGUCAGGCUCAGGAGCUGAGGUCCCAGUGUGAGUCCCUAGACAGGAGCCAGGCGGUGGCUGAGUACGAACACACCAGAGACAUCCUGAGAGGCCUGGAGACUGAGCUAGGUCAGAGGACCGGGGACUUCACCAGACAGUAUGAAGCUAUGAAGGAACAGGCGGCUUCUGCAGUCCAGGAGCUACAGGAGAGCGUCAGAGGGCUUACUGAGGAGCGAGAUGGUCUGGUGGAGAGGGUGAAAGGGUUGGAUGAAGACAGAGAAAGCCUGUUGGAAAAGGUCCAGGGCCUGGAGAAGAGGCUGGAGAGCUUCCUGGAGCAGACACAGGCAGCCAAGGGGCUGAAGAAGCAGCUGCAGAUGUCUAUGGAGGAGAAGACUGCGUUAGCCCUCAAGCUAAAGGACUCAGUAGAGGCGCAGACAGUGUUCGCCUCUGAGCUAAAGGCAUCUCUUGAGGUGCAGACAGUGUUAGCUGUAGAGCUAAGGGCUUCAGUGGAGGAUCUGAGCAAGCAGAACGGGGAGAUCCUCUCUCAGCUACAGAUGAAGGAGAGUGCUGUUCAGGAGUUAGAGGAGACAGUCAAUGUGGUGAGCACAGCGAGAGACAGAACACUGUCAGCACUGCAGGACAGAGAGAUGGAGGUGAUGAGGCUGUGGGAGGAAAGAGAGAGGGAGGUGGAGGAGAGUCAAGGCCAAAGAGGGGAGGUGGCUGAGCUACAGGCUCGUAUAGAGGAGUUAGAGAAGGAGAGGAGCCUGCUGAAGAGUAAUCUAGAGGAGGUGCAGAGGGAGAGGUCUGAGAAUGUGCAGGGGAGCCCAGGGGAAGAGUUGGAGGAGCUGCAGGCUCGUAUAGAGGAGCUGGAGAAGGAGAGGAGCCUGCUGAAGAGUAAUCUGGGGGAGGUGGUGGGAGAUACUGAAGCUCUACAGAAAGACCUGAGGGAGAUGAAACUGGCCAAUGAGAAGAUGAGAACAGAGAACCAAGAACUACUGACACAGGUCAGCCAGGCUACAGAGACACUGUCAGACAGAGAGAGGGAGGAAAAGGAGGGAAGAGAGACGGAGAGAGAGGAGGAGGAAGAACAGGCGGAGAAGGAGAGGAGAGAGCUACAACAGCAGCUAACAGAGAAGGACACAGUGAUAUCUCAGCUGAGAAGUGAGAUGGCUGGCUUACAGUCUACAGCCCCCUCUCUUGUCUCAGAGGAGAACACAGCCAAUGAGUUCACUGAGAAAAUCGCCCUGCUGGAGAAGGAAAGCAAAGGGAAGGAUGAGAGGAUGAAUAAGAUCAAGGCGGUGGCUGUGAAAGCCAGGAAGGAGCUGGACACCAGCAGGAAAGAGGCUGUGUCUCUGAAGGAGGAAGUGGAGGUGUUGAAGGCUGAGAGAGAGAGAGUGACCAGCUCAAUGAAAGACAUCAUCCAUGGAGCAGAGGGAUACAAGAACUUGCAGCUGGACUACGACAGGCAGACAGAGCAGCUGGAUAAGGAGAGAGAGACGGUGGAGGGAGCUGAGAAACAGAUCUCCGAGCUGACCAAACGACUAAACACCGCAGUACAACAGCAUGAACAGCUGUGGUCGGAGAGAGAGGACCUGAUGACCGAGUUGGAGACUCUGAGGAGCACGGUGAGACAGAUGGAAGGACAGACAGCAGAACUACACAGACAGACAGACACCCUGAACAGAGACCUGCAGGCUGAGAGACUACUGAAGGAACAAAAGACAAAAGAGCUGUCGUCGUUGCAGAAGGAGGUAGAGGAGUUGACAGUUCAGCUCCGCAGACAGAAGCAGCAGUCUCAGCAGACAACACAGGAGCUAGAGCAGCUACGCAAGGAGGCCCAGCAAAGCUCGUUGUUGGACAUGGAGAUGGCAGACUAUGAACGCCUGGUCAAAGAACUCAACACCAAACUGUCAGAGAAGGACGUGUGUGUGGAGGAGCUGAAAACACAGAUACACACACACACACAGGAAGAAGAGGCACUCAACCAGGAGAUCGAGGUUCUGAAGUCCCAGCUGGACCAGGGGGAGGAUAAGAGCUCCAAGAUGAAACAGCUGCUGGUGAAAACCAAGAAAGACCUGGCUGAUGCCAAGAGACAGGAAGCCAUUCAGAUGAUGACGCUGGCCUCUCUGAAGGGAGAGCUGGAGGCACAUCAACAGCAACUAGAGAACAACAAGAUCCAGUGCUGUGACCUGACUGCGGAGCGCCACAGACUGCAUGAGCAGCUGAGGACACUGACUGAACAACAGCAGAGAACAAGCAGCUCCCUGCAACAGAGACUGACCACACUACAGCAGGAGGCUAACACUGCCAAGGCUGAGCUGUCAUCUGUCACUGCUGAGUUUGACAGCUAUAAGGUCAGAGUUCACAACGUCCUCAAACAACAGAAGAACAAAACCUCAGCACAGAGCGAUGGAGACGCCACUAAACAGGAGAGAGAGCAGAUGGAGUCCAUGGUGGACCAGUAUAAAGCCAAGCUGCAGGACAGUCAGCAGAGUCUGGCGGUGAGCACUGCAGAGUUCCAACAGCUCCAGAUGGAACACGACACACUGCUGGAACGACACAACAAGAUACUGCAGGAGACCGUCGCUAAAGAGGCCGAACUCAGAGAGAGACUCAUGUCUCUCCAGGCUGAGAUUAUGUCACUGCGGACAGAGCAUGCUCAGACGGUGGGUCAGCUAACCUCGCAGGCCGUGGCCCAGCGCUCAGGGUUCAGGGAGCAGAUCCGCCACCUUCAGGAUGAACACAGAACUACAGUAGAGACCCUGCAGAACCAGAUGACCAGGCUGGAGAACCAACUGUUUACACUGCAGAAACAGACCAGUCCAGCUCCAGUCCAGACCAGUCGUAAGUCAGCGGUGGACCGCCGGCCCGUGGACCAGGGGGGAAUGGGGGGGCUGGGCCUCGGUGAUCUCCAGUCCAUGGCUAGAGAGGAGGGGGAGGGCAUGGAGACCUCCGAGACAGAGUCCCUGUCAUCCACAUACCUACCCUCACUGGAGCAACUACUCACCUCCCCAGACCCCAAACAGGAGCCGUUUGUGUGGCAGGUGGAGCCGACUAAAGAGGAGUUGAAUCAGAAGUUGACCACAGCUACACGCAGUAUGGAACACAUGAACAGUCUACUGCAUGAGACCGAGGCUACCAAUGCUGUUCUGAUGGAACAGGUCAAUCUGUUGAAGUCUGAAGUGCGUCGUCUGGAACGUAACCAUGAGAGAGAGAAGAGUGUGGCCAACCUGGAGUAUCUGAAGAAUGUCCUUUUACAGUUCAUCUUCCUGCAGUCAGGCAGCGAGAGACAGGCUCUACUCCCCGUCAUACACACCAUGUUACAACUCAGCCCUGAGGAGAAGAAUAAACUGGCUGCUAUCGCAAUGGGUGAGGAGGAGGUGGGAGGAGCUAGAGGCUCAGGAUGGACCUCCUACCUACACAGUUGGUCAGGCAUCAGAUGAACACACACACAUCAACCAAUGUCCUCUUUCUAUCUGCCUUCACUUUCAUCUGGUCCAUAUGUCUGAUCAACUGAGUAAUUAAAAAGUCUUAAUAUAUUGAUGAUCAUCCAUCUACUUGAAAAAAAGCCAGUAGUCAGCAAUGUAAGCCAGUACUCUUUUUUUUAGCUGAUGGUACGUUACUGAACCAUUUAUGGUGGGUUAAUUCACCAAUACCUCAGUCAUUACUGGGAUUAUUUUUAUACCAUAGAUUUUGUUGCUUGUAACAAUCAAUUCCAAGCAACACUUAAGUUUUACAACAAUUCAUGAAGUGAACUAUGACUGUUACAGAUUUGACCAUCUGUUUUCAUUGCUCACUCAUUAUAGGUCUGAUACAGGGCAGCAGGUAGCCUAGCAGUUAAAAGGCACUGUAUGGUCAAUCUGACAUCUACAUUUGCCCUGCAGCAUUUAUGGUGAUAUGGCCUCUGCAGAAGUCAGGUAUUCAUACUUCUUGCGCUUCGCAGAGCUGUUGUGAAGGAAGUUGUCAAUUAAGUGAGUUUGUGUUUAUACAGGACCUCCCGCCCCCACCUACCGUCAACCAAUCAUGUCAAUGCGGAGCUAUACGGAGCCCUCCACAUUGUUAAUACAUUUGGGAGGCGCACGGAAAUGUGGUACGGAGCUCAGUUUGGCCUUUUCAUGCCUCCGGAGGUUCCGCAAUUGCGUCACAUCCUACAUAGGGAGCCUUUGGAUCAAGCAUAAAUUUGCUUUAAGAGUGUUGUGCCAGUAACCAAAAGGUUGGUGGUUCGAAUCCCCGAGCCGACUAGGUGAAAAAUCUAUUGAUGAGCCCUUGAGCAAGGCACUUAAUUCGAAUUGCUCCUGUAAGUCGCUCUGGAUAUGAGUGUCUGCUAAAUGAUAAAUACAUAUGUGAUGAAUUGACAAUAUUCACAUGUUCAAAUUCACACCUAUUUCAUUUAUUUUGAUGUAUCACUAUUACAUACCAAAGGAUUCUCUGGUAAUAUGUAGGUACAUAAUCUGUAAUUGGGAACAACUUAAAUAUAUGUAAAUAUACACUGAGUGUACAAAACAUUAAGAACACCUUCCUAAUAUUGAGUUGCACCAUUGUUUACCCUUAGAACAGCCUCAAUUCGUAGUGGCAUGGACU
Messenger RNA from Salvelinus namaycush (lake trout), 6074 nucleotides. Its product is annotated as GRIP and coiled-coil domain-containing protein 2-like. Bases 170 to 4936 code for a protein of 1588 amino acids. The transcript has 24 exons. Lineage: Eukaryota; Metazoa; Chordata; Actinopteri; Salmoniformes; Salmonidae. Gene Ontology annotation, cellular component: Golgi apparatus. Gene Ontology annotation, biological process: late endosome to Golgi transport. The record is from RefSeq and is a predicted model, not a curated record.